AUGGUCGCCUCAACUACAUCGCACAGCUCAAGUGCCUUCGAUAGAUUUUCUCGGCGCUCAAAGCCUUCGGUUGUAAUCAAUCUAAACAGUCAGCAGCCAUCCAUGACCAAUUCGUACUCAACUUUGGACACUAUCAAGGGGGAAGUGAUAGUAAUGUCUGAUUCUGAUAUCCGAUUUGAAGAUAUUUUCAUUACUUUUGAAGGAACCUCCAAGACAGUCAUUGAACGACCUGGAAUAGCGGGACCUUCAGUUGAUCGAUAUUCUGCAUUUCACACUUUCCUGCGUCUAAUACAGCCCAUCGAUGAGUCGCAAUAUCCUCAGCCAAGAAAUAUAGAAAUGGGUCGCAGAUACACGUUUCCUUUUACCUUUGUUGUCCCCGAGCGAUUGCUCCCCAAUUCAUGCUGCCAUAAACAUAACCACCAGCAAGUCCAUGCAGCACAUACCCUUUUGCCACCAUCGCUAGGAGAUCCUGUGCUGGCGGAAAAUGGCAGUAAACUCUUAGACGAUAUGGGCCCCGGGGUGGCGCAGAUCCAAUAUGCUGUGAGAGCCCAACUAUCCAAGGCCAGUUCGGUAGAUGAUUCCACGAAGGUGUUCGUGGAUGCCAAACAAAAAGUCCUUAUUAUCCCAGCAACGGAUGAGGCUCCGCCUUUGAACAUUUUGGACGACAACGAAGAGUAUUGCAUGCGCAAAGAGAAGGACGUGAAAAAGGGCGCACUAAGGGGCAAGAUCGGCCGAAUUGUGAUGGCAGCUGCUCAACCAAAAGCAUUACGCAUCCCAGCAUCCGCAGCUGCAGAUGCAGCUGGUUCAGAGGAAUGUGUACCCACCACUAUGGCAACUGUCCACCUCCGAUUUGACCCUGUAAAUGAAGAUCAACAGCCCCCUCGCCUGGGCAAACUCUGGGGCAAGCUAAAAGUGAACACUUUCUUCGGGACGGAACCAUGGAACGAUAUUCCUUCCAAGACGUCCGCUCUAGCCUGGGCCCUCAACCAAAGGGUGUAUACCAAAACCAUCUCGCUCGCAACCCGCUGCGUCGCUUCCGCGACCUGGCAAAAGCACUCCUCUACAACACCCUGCUCAUCAGCCCCCCCCUCCCUCCAUCGCCGCGACUCCAUCCAAUCUACCAGCUCCGUCGAGUCCCUCCCUGGACCCACUGCUGGCUAUACUGGGGAUACCUACUAUACCACUUCAGUUCUAGUCCCCAUUAACCUACCCAAAACCCGCACAUACGUACCAACUUUCCACUCCUGCCUGACGUCGCGCACGUACACGCUCGAAAUGUCACUUUCCUACCAUACUCCCAACGCAAACCUAAUCGCCCCAACCCUAGCGAUCCGUGUGCCCAUUCAAGUCUCCACGACAAAGAGUCUGGCAAAUGCAUGCGCGGUACGCCGCCAGCCGAACCGGGUGAGGAACACGGAAGACGAAUACUUCACACCGCGCAGAGUUGCGCCCCCACAAACUCAUUGUAUUGAGCGCUCCCAGUUAUUAGUGACAGGGGUGAGGCGGGGUCAGAGCGAUCCGUUCUUCUCGGCGGUUCCGUCGACGAGUGCCUUGGCGCCGCCUGAGUAUUCGAAUGAAUCGUCGGCGUUUGCGAAGAAGCCGAAUCAGACGGUUGUCGGAAAUACUUGCUGA
Messenger RNA from Paracoccidioides brasiliensis Pb18, 1632 nucleotides. RefSeq lists its product as uncharacterized. The coding region runs from base 1 to 1632 and encodes 543 amino acids. The transcript has 2 exons. The record is from RefSeq and is a predicted model, not a curated record.